Messenger RNA from Colletotrichum higginsianum IMI 349063, 3021 nucleotides. RefSeq names its product Phosphatidylinositol-4-phosphate 5-Kinase. The record is from RefSeq and is a predicted model, not a curated record. The transcript is spliced from 3 exons. Gene Ontology annotation, biological process: phosphatidylinositol metabolic process. NCBI's taxonomy places the organism in Eukaryota, Fungi, Ascomycota, Sordariomycetes, Glomerellales, Glomerellaceae. Bases 1 to 3021 code for a protein of 1006 amino acids. Gene Ontology annotation, molecular function: phosphatidylinositol kinase activity.
AUGCCCACCUACCUCACCCGCGAGAACUCUCCCAUCUACUCGUCAAACGCCGAUAUCCUCAACCUCGACCCAAACAAUACGCUGGACUUCUCUGGCCACAAGCAUCCCAUUAAUGGGCUCACACACACCCUGCCGCUCCGUCAUUCACGCUCAAACAACCUCCAUGACAGCUUCGACGAAAGCUCCACCUCGUCAACACACGCCUCGGACGUCUCUGAUUCCAUCCCCACUCAGAUGAAUGGGACGAGGCCGACGAGCAUGAGCUCGUUGCCCAACGGCUCGGCAGGGGCCGGAGGCGGCGCAGAUUUUGGUGAUCACGACCACGACCACGACCACGACCAAGAUAGUCAUGGCGAUCACCACAACGACUACAGGAAUCGCAAGUACCCCUUCCAGAAUGGUGCCACCGUGUCGAUGCCCGAUCGGACCGCGCCGCCUCCACCCAUCACCGUUGUGAGAAAGCACGCCUCCGAUACCGAGCAAUCGAGCCCGACGGACAACUACCUGACGCCGCCCACCAUCGGCUCGCCCGCCGCCGGUUCCAUCGAUCACACUAUCAAGACCAAUGGCACCAGCAGUCCAAACUAUGCACCCCCGGCGAUACCCUCCAACGGCUACACAACACCCGCCCCCGCUGUAAGCACUACAUCGCUAUCGCCAGACCCAAACGCCCACAAGCAGCCGUCGUCGCCCCACCGCUUCUCCUCUCCGCCACUGUACAACUCGGCCGGUGCUACUCCCAACGCGUCGACCUCGACGGGUCUGCAACCGCCCAACGGAGGACUCAAGCACCGACACACGCUCGAGGUCCCCGGUACGCAAUCCAACCGGGCUUCCAAGGAUGGGUCCGAUGCCGCCUUCUCGAGCGGGCGCUUCUCCCCGACGAGCACCACGCAAAGAGUGCGUAGGGCGUCUCUGAACCUGGUGCGGAGAGACACUCGCUCCAUGCAGUCGGAUGCUCCGCGUGACGAGGUCGUCCCCGACGAGGACGCCCUGCGUUGGGCUGAGCAUUACCGUCAAAAGCGGGCAAGUAAGAGAAAGAGGAGGGAGGAGGAGGACGACGAUCGCGUGAUAGUGGGCACCAAGGUCGACGAACACCACGCCAACUGGGUCACCGCCUACAAUAUGCUGACGGGUAUCCGCGUCUCUGUGUCCCGCACCAACGCGAAGCUCGACCGGCCCCUCACCGAUGCCGACUUCGAGGCGAAGCAAAAGUCGACUUUUGACAUUGCCGGCAAUGAGUUGGUGCCCUCGGCAAAGUACGAUUUCAAGUUUAAGGAUUAUGCGCCCUGGGUAUUCCGGCAUCUGCGCAAUCGGUUUCGCCUCGACCCCGCCGACUACCUCAUGUCGUUGACUGGAAAGUACAUACUCUCCGAGUUGGGCUCUCCGGGAAAGAGCGGCAGCUUCUUCUACUACUCCAGAGACUACAAGUACAUCAUCAAGACGAUCCAUCAUGCCGAGCACAAGUUUCUGCGCAAGAUCCUCAAGGAUUACUACCACCACGUCACUGAGAACCCCAACACGCUGCUCUCUCAGUUCUAUGGCCUCCACCGCGUCAAGAUGCCCUACGGGAAGAAGAUUCACUUUGUCGUCAUGAACAACCUCUUUCCUCCCCAUCGGGACAUCCAUACCACAUUCGAUUUGAAGGGGUCUACGAUUGGUCGCGACUAUAAGGAAGACGACCUCGAUAAAAACCCGCGGGCGACGCUGAAGGACCUCAACUGGAUGCGACGCCAACGACACCUUGAGCUGGGCAUUCAGAAGAAGAAGCUCUUCCUGGAACAGCUGCAAAAAGACGUGGUGUUGAUGAAGAAGCUCAAGAUCAUGGACUACUCCCUAUUGAUUGGCAUCCAUGAUUUGCAGCGCGGCAACGAGGAAAAUCUCCGUGGAAAGACACUCCAGGUCUUCAGUCCCGGCGGGGAUAACAUCCAGGAGGACGGCGACCCGCCUUCGGUGCUCCUACGGACCCCCUCCAAGCUGGAGAAUGCUCGCAAGGCGAGGGAGCUGAGGAAUAUGAUCAGGCACGAACGGCCCGUGCCCAUGGGCCAGACGGCGACACAAAUGCCCGACGAGCUGGAUGAGGGCCAUGCCAGGUCGGGAUAUGUCUUCAACCAGGACGACGGCGGGUUCCAGGCGACCCACGAGGACAACUCGCCUGCCGACGAAAUUUACUACCUUGGCGUCAUCGAUUGCCUGACCCAUUAUGGAAUGAUCAAGAAGAUUGAGCACUUCUGGAAGGGUCUGACAAGCGACAAGACAAAGAUUUCCGCGCUUCCGCCCGAACAGUACGGUGACCGGUUCUUCAACUUCGUCGAGGGCAUCACCAUGUCCCCUGAGGAGGCGAUACGAGAGAAGCAGCGAAAGGACCAGGAGCAAAUCGAGGCCGCCGCCGCCGCUGAGAGACAACGCGUGGCUAGCUGGAGUUCAAGCAUGCGCCGUAGGUCGACGACAACCAACAUCCCGCCGAUGCCCAACUACCAGCCACCACCGACUCCACCCGGCGCCCCGAUGUCGCCCGAAGCCCGCGACACGGUUGAACGAGCGCAACAGGAUGCUCGUCGGUCAGAAAGACACGGGGCGUCCGAGGCUACUGUUCCUGAUAUGGUUCUUUCUACGGCCAAAAUGACGGAGCGUCGGGAGUCUGGCGGUCAAGGUGCACCCAUCCUGCCGGUUGUUGAGGAAGCGGCAGAAGCGUCAUCGCUCGGCGGGCGAAGCAGAGGUGGUGGGAGCCGAGACGGUGACGACUUUCGUCCCGCGACGCCAGCGAAACCGGGAAUGGAGAGUAGAUUCGCGGGGCUGAGGGACUACGCGCCGCCCACACCGCCGAAAGGUCACCAUCUCAAGCCCGAGAGCCAGGAUAGCGGUUACGGAGCGCUGCCGAACGGCAACGGCUCCACAGCGAGCAGAGAGGGUUCGAUCAACCUCAAGCCUCGCCUUAGCAGGGACUCGCUGGAUAAGGCCUUGCCGCCGCUCCCUAAAGAGGCAGGUGAGCGCAGCAACCUGCGCGUUGGACUUGUAUAG